ACUGUGCGAAUGUGCCCUGGGGAGGGAGCUGUCCUUAGCCAAUUAUCUUUGUAUCCUUGACGGCGUGCUGUAAUCGCCCCGCGUUUGACAUCGGCUGUAAAUGGCCACAUCAGCAGACAGAUAAUCAGUUGGACACAGAGGACCGUCUUCCUGCCAACUCUGGGGCUGCUAUAAAAGGGGAGGCCAACAGGAGCCCUCAGAUCCCUCCAGGCCGGCCAGAGCGGUAGCACUGCCAGCCCAUCACAGUCAUGGCGUUCAAUGGCACCUGGAAAAUUGAACGCAGCGAGAACUAUGACAAGUUCAUGGAGCAGAUGGGCAUCAAUAUGGUGAAAAGGAAGCUGGCGGAACACGACAACAUGAAGAUGGUCAUCGAGCAGACAGGGGACAAGUUCCAUAUCAAGGAAUCCAGCACCUUCCGCACCAAGGACAUUGACUUCACCCUGGGCGUCCCAUUCGACUACUCCCUGGCCGAUGGCACCGAGGUCUCAGGCACCUGGGAGCUGGAGGGGGAUGUGUUGACGGGGAAAUUCACCAGGAAAGACAACAAUAAAGUCCUGAACACCACCCGGGCCCUGGUGGGGGGAGAACUGGUUCAGAGCUACAACUAUGAUGGAGUGGACGCCAAGAGGAUUUUCAAGAAGGCUUAAAGGGAAUGUUCAUGAAUUUCCCUGAAGAAUGUGUUUGUUUUUUACCUUAACAUGCCAAAUGUAAACUAUAAUAAAAACAUGGACAGUG
This is a messenger RNA of Esox lucius (northern pike), 735 nucleotides long. RefSeq names its product fatty acid-binding protein, intestinal. Gene Ontology annotation, biological process: fatty acid transport. Gene Ontology annotation, molecular function: fatty acid binding. Gene Ontology annotation, cellular component: cytosol; nucleus. The coding region runs from base 249 to 647 and encodes 132 amino acids. The record is from RefSeq and is a predicted model, not a curated record. The transcript has 4 exons. Lineage: Eukaryota; Metazoa; Chordata; Actinopteri; Esociformes; Esocidae.